This is a messenger RNA of Astyanax mexicanus (Mexican tetra), 4165 nucleotides long. RefSeq names its product PHD finger protein 2 (gene phf2). Gene Ontology annotation, molecular function: histone demethylase activity; transcription coregulator activity. The record is from RefSeq and is a predicted model, not a curated record. Gene Ontology annotation, biological process: regulation of transcription by RNA polymerase II; protein demethylation. The coding region runs from base 30 to 3278 and encodes 1082 amino acids. The transcript has 22 exons. NCBI's taxonomy places the organism in Eukaryota, Metazoa, Chordata, Actinopteri, Characiformes, Acestrorhamphidae.
UCCUCUGCUGUUGUGAAUGCUGAUCUAACAUGGCGACCGUGCCCGUGUAUUGCAUCUGCAGGUUACCGUACGACGUAACCCAGUUCAUGAUCGAGUGCGACGCCUGUAAGGACUGGUUCCACGGCAGCUGUGUUGGAGUAGACGAAGAUGAUGCACCAGACAUUGACAUCUAUCACUGUCCCAACUGUGAGAAAACACACGGCAAAUCCACCCUGAAAAAGAAAAAGAACUGGAAUAAACAUGACACGGGGCAGAGCGGGGACGUCAAACCGGUUCAGAACGGCAGUCAGGUUUUCAUUAAGGAGCUCCGCAGUCGCACCUUCCCCAGCUCGGAGGAUGUGGUGGUUAAGCUCAGUGGGUAUCAGCUGACCAUAGACUACCUGGAGGAGAACGGUUUUAACGAGCCCAUUCUGAUCCCGAAGAAAGACGGCCUGGCGAUGACCAUGCCCGCGCCCACCUUCUACGUCAGCGACGUGGAGAACUACGUCGGGCCUGAUGUUCCUGUGGAUGUCAUCGAUGUCACCAAACAGACCGACAGCAAAAUGAAGCUGAAGGAAUUUGUGGAUUAUUAUUACAGCACAAACAGAAAGAAAGUAUUAAACGUCAUCAAUCUGGAGUUUUCAGACACAAGGAUGGACACUCUGGUGGAGAGUCCGCAGAUCGUGAGGAGAUUAUCCUGGGUGGAGAAUUACUGGCCGGACGAUGCUCUGCUGGGGAAGCCGAAAGUAACUAAAUACUGUCUGAUCUGUGUGAAGGACAGCUACACCGACUUCCACAUCGAGUGCGGCGGCGCCUCCGUCUGGUACCACGUCCUGAAGGGGGAGAAGAUUUUUUUCCUAAUCAAACCAACAUCAGCCAACCUGUCUCUGUACGAGCGCUGGAGAUCCUCCUCCAAUCACUCAGAGAUGUUCUUCGCCGACCAGGUGGACAAAUGCUACAAGUGCACUCUGAAACAGGGCCAGACUCUCUUCAUCCCGUCAGGUUGGAUUAAUGCAGUUCUGACGCCGGUAGACUGCCUGGCCUUCUCCGGCCACUUCGUCCACAACAUGAGUGUGGAGAUGCAGAUGAGGGCGUACGAAGUGGAGAAACGGCUGAAGGUGGUGAGCCUCACGCCCUUCCCCAACUUCGAGACGGCCUGCUGGUACACGGGGAGGCACUACCUGGAGCGGUUUAAAAGUUUACACAAGGCAAACAAACAGCCAGCCCCUUACUUGGUACACGGUGCCAAAAUUAUCAAUGGAGCCUUCAGAUCCUGGACCAAGAAACAGGCCCUUUUAGAGCAUGAAGAUGAGCUUCCUGAGAACAUGAAGCCGACGCAGCUCAUUAAAGACCUUGCCAAAGAGAUUCGGAUUGCUGAGAACGCAACUAAAGCCAUAAAGAGUGAACCAAGCAACUCCAAGCCCCCAGCAGAGGAACCGCCCUCAGCUCCACCUGAACCAGAGGAGCCUGCGUCCCCCACGCUGUCCUCCCCACCCCAGGACAAACCGGCCAGGAAGAAAGCUCCAAAACCCCCCAAACCACCAAAGCCCCCCAAGAUGCCCAAGGCGCCCAAACCCCCGAAGGUGCCGAAGGUAAAGGAGGGGGGGAAGAAGAAAGGGAAGAAGGUGAAAGAAGGAGGACUACCUGAGAAAAAGCCCUCCAGCCUGGCAGCUCUGGAGUCCCACGCCAAGGACAUCCUGUCCAAGAUGGACCAGCCUAAGAAAGCCAAGGCUCCCAAAACCAUGAUGAGCCUGAUGGAGAAGGAGACGAAUAAACAGAACGACGUGGAGAAGUUCGAGAUCCGAGAACAGAGCAAAAACAAAACGGAAGCCAAGUGGAAAUACAAGAACAGCAAACCAGACUCGUUACUAAAGAUGGAGGAGGAGCACAAGUUUGAGAAGACGCCGCUCGGACAUAAAGACAAUAAAUUUCUGUUCUCAAUGUCGAACAAGAAAUUACUGGGGGCGAAGACGCUGAAACCUCAAACUAACUCCGGCGUAUUCGGAUCCUUACAAAAUGUAAAAGAGGACAAACCCAAACCCGUACGAGACGAGUACGAGUACGUCUCAGACGAGGGGGAGCUGAAAAUCGACGAGUUUCCCAUCAGGAGGAAAAAGACUCCGGUCAAGAGGGACUUUUCCUUUUUAUCGAACAUCAGAGAGCCCAUCCAACCAACGAAAAAGCCAAAAACACAACCUGCAGUUAUUAAGCAGAACGCCGACUCCUCAGAUGAAGAAUCACUCCACAUAGACACAGAGGCGAAGACGGAGGUCAAAGGUCGCAACUCCAAGGUGUCGAAGAAGAAGGCGAGCAGUGCGGCGGGAAUCCUGGAUCUCCUGCAGGCCAGCAAGCAAGUGGGCGGUAUCGACUACAGCAACAACAGUCAGCCACCUGCAUCCCCCAGCACACAGGAGGCCAUCCAGGGCAUGCUGUCCAUGGCCAACCUGCAGUCCGGCGACCCCUGCGGCGGCCUGCAGCCGGCCUGGAACAACAGCCAGGCCAAGAGCAACUCUCACAGCGGCGGCGCCGGCGGCAAGAAGCCUGCGGGGGGCGCCGCCACCGGCAACGGCAAACGCACCGCCAAGCGGCCGCCCAAGAAACCGCGGAAAAGCAGCAGCGUGGACAGCGCCGACAUGUUCGACGACGACCAGGACCAUCUAGAGGCCUGCUUUAAAGAUUCAGACUACGUUUACCCCUCGCUGGAGUCGGAAGAGGAUAACCCCAUUUUUAAAUCGCGAUCGAAGAAAAGGAAAAACUCAGACGACACUCCGUACAGUCCAACAGCACGAGUGGGACCAUCAGUACCGCGACACGAGAGGCCGGCGCGAGAGGGAGCGCGAGUCGCAUCUAUAGAGACGGGACUCGCCGCCGCCGCCGCUAAACUAUCUCACCAGGAAGAGCAGCAGAAGACUAAGAAGAAGAAGAAGAGCACCAGGAAGAAGCCCAUGGUUGUGGAGGAGCCUCUCAAACACUCUCAGGAUAACAGUUCAUCAGAACCCAACCUGGACUCGGAAAGCAACGCGGCCGACCACGAGUACAGCACCGGACCCGGCAAACCGGCCGCCGGCCAGCCCAUGGCUCCCGGAGUCUUCCUCAACCAGAAACGCCCCUCCACCUCCUCCCCCACCAACAACACCCCCAACACCACCAACACCAACACCACCGCCCAGCCAGCCAAGGUGGAGCGCGGGAACUCCGCAGACGCCAAAGCCAAACGGCUAAAGAAAGGUAUGGCGACGGCCAAACAGAGACUGGGGAAGAUCUUAAAGAUCCAUCGGAACGGGAAACUCCUGCUGUAACGGGGAGUGAGGAGGAGGAGGAGGAGAGGAGUGAGGGAUGGGUCAUGAUGAAGAUGAUGAUGUUGAGGAUGAUGAUGAAGAUCUGAUUGACCCCUCACGGACUAGCCAAUACCGAUCCCUCACUCCUUUCCGUCCCGCCCCCAAAAACACACACAAUACUGGGGACAAGGAGCGCAGGAACUGAGGAGAACUGAUGAGAACUGAGGAAAUAUGAGGAGAAAUGAGGAGAACUGAUGAGAAAGGAGGAGAAAUGAGGAGCUCGAGAGGAGUCACGCAAUUUUUUUCGAUUUCUAAGAAGAACAUAGCUCAAAUAGGUUUUUGCCUCUACUUAUACUUUAUAACUUUCAGAUAUUAAAAAGUGUACAGAAUACCUGCUAUUAAUAUUUUGUAAGAAGAAUUUGUCUGGUUUUACUACAGCCGUCAGUUUAUCAGGGGUUGCUAAGAUAUACGUUACGAAAUACAUAGCAGUCAUUCCAAGAUAGAAGAAAGUAUCCCUUGCAUGUGUCCAAAUUGCAUGCAUGCAUUGGUUGGUUGGCGGCGGGGUUUAUGACAAACAAUGGGGCGGGUUUAGGAAUAGGGGGUUGGGUUUAGGACUUAGGGGGUGGGGUUUGGAAUUUAGGAAUGAAUUCCUGCUCUCUGGAUGUGGCUUAUCAUUGUCUUUAUCAUUGUCGAUGUUGAAAUAGAAGCAGACGAAGAAGAAGUAGUAUUAAUGGAGACUUUUUUAAUGGAGAAAUUUGAUUUUUAAUUUUACUUUUUAUUUUAUUACACUUUUUAUUUUAUAUUAUUGUUUUCUUUAGUGGCUGCGUAAAAUUUACUUUAAAUUUACUUUUUUUUUGUAAGUAAAUUUAAUUUCAGAUAAAUUUAAGAAACUUCAACUCGGUUUCAAG